Messenger RNA from Owenia fusiformis, 753 nucleotides. Lineage: Eukaryota; Metazoa; Annelida; Polychaeta; Sabellida; Oweniidae. The record is from the annotation of a GenBank genome assembly.
GGUAAAAAGGCAACUGUGCUGUUAAGAAACUAUAAAAACAUAAUACAAAUAUAAUCGACAUCUAGAGAGCAAUAUGUUGGACAUUCAAAACUUAAUUUGCUUUGCGUUUGUGUUUUUAAUCAUCUGCCAUAUUUCGAAGACGAGACAAAUUGUAAUAGAUGGACCACCGACUGAAAAUUGGAUUAUGUACAGAGCAACAUCUCAAGACAUUCCAGAAUAUAAGUACAAAUGGCCUUUGGAAAACAAUCAGGGUCAGGUUGUCAUUGAUAUAGACAGUUCGAAAUGGUUAACAGUUGGUCAAUAUUCAACUGUAUUGGAUGUGAAGAGCAACACCAUCGUGGGCACGAUCUAUAAGCUUGACAUUGAAUCUGAUUGGGACGAUCCGUUGGUUCAAAGAAACACGACCGUUUUACAUGUUAAAUGUAGAGAAUACAAUGGAUUGAAACCUUCGAUUCCUAAUGCUGUUACUUUGGGACAGUAUAAGGAUAUUCGUUACUCAAGAAUUGAAUGCUUCUUGAAGAACAUGUCUGUGACAUUCUUAAAGGGCCUUGUUCACUUAAGAUGGUUGGAUCUAGCGAACAACAAUAUUUCUGUAGUUGAGCAACAUGCGUUUGAUGAUUUGGUUGCAUUGGAAGAUUUAGUCUUAACAAGAAACCCAAUAGGGUUCCUCCCUAAUGGACUAUUUUGCACUAUGCCCAAACUGAAAACAUUAAAAUUGGAUUACUUAAAGCUGACAGGAUUCCCAACUGCUGC